GAGUAGGUGGGUGGCGCUUACCGCCUUCGCUGAGGAAAGUUGGCCGAGUAGACAGGGCGGAUUUUCGGAUUUUGUCAAAGAUGGACAGCCAAGGCAGGAAAGUGGUGGUUUGUGACAAUGGGACCGGGUUUGUUAAGUGUGGCUACGCGGGCUCGAAUUUUCCCGAGCACAUCUUCCCAGCACUGGUGGGAAGGCCCAUCAUCCGCUCCACAGCUAAAGUGGGCAACAUCGAGAUCAAGGACCUGAUGGUGGGCGACGAGGCGAGUGAGCUGCGCUCCAUGCUGGAGGUGAACUACCCCAUGGAGAACGGCAUCGUGCGCAACUGGGACGACAUGAAGCACCUGUGGGACUACACGUUUGGCCCUGAGAAGCUCAACAUUGACUCGCGCAACUGCAAGAUCCUCCUCACGGAGCCACCUAUGAACCCCACCAAGAACCGCGAGAAGAUCAUCGAGGUAAUGUUUGAGACGUACCAGUUUGCUGGUGUUUACAUCGCCAUCCAGGCUGUGCUCACACUCUAUGCUCAAGGUCUCCUCACUGGUGUGGUCGUGGACUCUGGUGAUGGUGUGACUCACAUUUGUCCCGUGUAUGAAGGAUUCUCUCUCCCACACCUCACACGCCGCCUGGACAUCGCAGGCCGAGACAUCACACGUUACCUCAUCAAGCUGCUGCUGCUGAGGGGUUACGCCUUCAACCACUCGGCCGACUUUGAGACGGUGAGGAUGAUGAAGGAGAAGCUAUGUUACGUGGGCUACAACAUCGAGCAGGAGCAGAAACUUGCACUGGAGACCACCGUGCUGGUGGAGUCCUACACGUUGCCAGACGGCAGGGUAAUUAAGGUGGGAGGGGAGCGCUUCGAGGCCCCUGAGGCUCUCUUCCAGCCGCAUCUGAUCAAUGUGGAGGGGGUGGGCGUGGCUGAGCUGCUCUUCAACACCAUCCAGGCAGCUGACAUCGACACCAGAGCUGAGUUCUAUAAGCACAUCGUGUUGUCUGGCGGCUCUACAAUGUAUCCUGGCCUCCCAUCCCGGCUGGAGCGUGAGCUUAAGCAGCUCUACCUGGAGAGAGUGCUCAAGGGAGACGUGGAAAAGCUCUCAAAGUUUAAGAUCCGUAUUGAGGACCCUCCUCGUCGUAAGCACAUGGUGUUUCUGGGUGGAGCUGUGCUCGCUGACAUCAUGAAGGACAAAGAUAAUUUCUGGAUGACCAGAGAGGAGUACCAGGAGAAAGGUGUGCGCGUGCUGGAGAAACUAGGGGUGACUGUCAGAUAAACCAGACGCACGCACGCACGCACACACACACAAAAUCCAUAUACAUACACACAGAGAAACGUAUGCGCGCGCACACACACACACAGGGUGGCAUUUUGGCAGUGUAUUAAUGGGGGGGAAAGGCAGAAUAUACUUGAUGAUAAUCAAAUACUUGAAUUUUACAGUUGCAGUCAAAAAUCUUCAUUCUCGUAUUGGUGCGAUUUGAAAAUCUACAAAGAUUACCUCUGCCUUUUGAGCACUAGAUAAUAGUUAAAAUGUUGGGCAAUUAAAAUCUUGCAUUCAAAAUGACUUGUUUAUGCUGCCAAAAUGAAUCGUAGAAUACAAUCCCCUUCCCUCACUUUUCCAAUUAGACAUGGGUGUAAUUCACCGGUUUUCAUCUGUUUGUCUAUAUAUUUCCACUUUUUUGAAGGACAUAUAGAUGGCAGACAAUAAUAAUAAUAAUAAUAAUAAUAAUAAUGUUUUAGAAGAAAACGUGGUCAUGUAGAAUCCGUGAAAUGUCAGUAGUUUGUGGAUGAAGAUUACCACGAACAAUGUCAUAUUUAAGGCCGAUGGUAUCAAAACAUGUAAAGGCACCCUGUCAGGCAGGCUGCGUUUUAAAUGUAAAAUGUAUUACUUUUUUUUCCCCCCCAUGUCUUUUUUUUUUUAUAUAUAUAUAUACAUGUUUUCACUUAUGUUUCUUUUUCCGUAAUCGAAAGUGCACACUUUGGCUGUGGGCUGAACGGCACUCUAGUCCCCAGCGUGGUGUAAAUGCGCUGAGCGCACCGACUUUCAUAGGUUAUGGCAGGGCUCAGUUCCGUAGGUCUCCCCGUUAGGACCACAUUGCCAUUUGCACUUGGCUGGCUGGCUUGUUAGUGCUUACAGGCGCGUAGUUAUUGUUAUACUGAACUGCAAAACGGUUUUGAAUGGACGUCAGCAUCGCUGCUCUCAAAAUGAUGUCUUGAAUGAAGACAGCAAGCCAAAACAGUAAGGAGAGCCGAACACUUUCUCAAAGCUCACGUCCACACACCUGGCAAAUACCCUCGCUGUUCGCGGUAAGGUUUUAGCGAAUUAAACAGCAACCGUGCUGUUUACAGUAUUGCAGUACAAUAUUAAGUUACUUCGUCUAAUUCACACACAUUUUGGCCCAAACUGCUUUGUGCAGACUUUUUCCUUUUCUUCGAAGGAAAGAUUAGGAAACACGGCGCUAUGUUGCUGCGUAGCCACGUGUUUCUGCAUGUUUCUUACACUUUUAUUAUUUGUUCUUUCCAUUUUGAUACGAUUCGUUCUCCUGAACACGGUUCGGUUGUACCUGGCGUUGCGUAAAUGAGCAGAGGAGCGGAACGCAAGCUGUUCGUU
Messenger RNA from Electrophorus electricus (electric eel), 2600 nucleotides. It is a transcript of the gene actr2a, whose product is annotated as actin related protein 2a. NCBI's taxonomy places the organism in Eukaryota, Metazoa, Chordata, Actinopteri, Gymnotiformes, Gymnotidae. The record is from RefSeq and is a predicted model, not a curated record.